AUGAGUUUGCUCGCUAUCAACACAGUGGACCGCCUGGAUAGGCCAAGUGCCUACUAUGUCAGUAAGAACAAGCGUCGCAGAUUUAAUGACCGCGAAGAUGAGAAGCCCGAGGAGCCCGAUGACAAGUUGAAGAAUGCGACUACUCUCUAUGUGGGAAACCUCUCCUUCUACACCACUGAGGAACAAAUCCAUGAGCUCUUUUCCAAGUGCGGUGAAAUCAAGCGCCUAGUGAUGGGCCUGGACCGAUUCAACAAGACACCCUGCGGAUUUUGCUUCGUCGAAUACUAUACACACCAGGAUGCGUUGGACUGCUUGAAGUAUAUCGGUGGAACCAAGCUGGAUGAGCGAAUCAUUCGCGCUGAUCUCGACCCUGGAUUCGAGGAAGGACGGCAAUUCGGACGAGGCAAGUCGGGUGGACAAGUGCGCGACGAAUACCGCGAAGAAUAUGACCCGGGCCGUGGUGGAUAUGGUCGCGCCUAUGACGAGCAGCGCCAGCGCGAGGAAGAUGAGUACGGUGCCGGCAGGUAG
This is a messenger RNA of Penicillium antarcticum, 528 nucleotides long. Its product is annotated as nuclear cap-binding protein subunit CBC2. Lineage: Eukaryota; Fungi; Ascomycota; Eurotiomycetes; Eurotiales; Aspergillaceae. Gene Ontology annotation, biological process: mRNA cis splicing, via spliceosome. The coding region runs from base 1 to 528 and encodes 175 amino acids. The transcript is spliced from 5 exons. Gene Ontology annotation, molecular function: RNA cap binding. Gene Ontology annotation, cellular component: nuclear cap binding complex. The record is from RefSeq and is a predicted model, not a curated record.